ACCAAAGUAUUCCCAUUUUUACAUGAAUAUUAUUUCCUGUUACCCUCUAUUACAGUCGAUCAGCAUGGAGCAACCUUCUACCAUUGUAUAUUGCAAAUUUAUUUGGAAAUGUGCUUGCUUUGCUUGGCUGUUUCAAUCUGGAUCCGACUCCAGGAUAUGCCGACGUUGGCUUGUUGAUCGGCAUAGCGGCUGCUAUCAACAUCCUCGUCAUAUUGUGCUAUGCCAUUGAUCACUGGGCAUACAACUCGAAGUCAACUUUACUCCGAAUUUACACCUUCCCGUUCCUGUGGACUGGAGCUUGGAACCUAUUAGCAUGGUAUAGUCCAUUAGGCGACUUUUUCACUUUCUCGCAAGCUGGUAUGUUAUGGAAUUCAUUCCGGCAGAUUGCUUCAUUUGGCGGUCGAGCUAUGCUGGAUUUUCUCAUAGCGUGGUUCGGCACUGUCAUAGUCGAAACAUUGACUGGAGGCAAUGAGGACCGGACUCAGGGUCCGAAGAAUGGAUAUGGAGAAUGUGACGAUGUCAUCAAUAAACCAACCGAUAGUGACGAUUCGCCGCAUACCGAGCCCGAUCAUUUAAAUGGCAAACAGCCGUUGAAAUCAAAGCUUCGAACUAUAUUCACGCCUCUCAGUAUUUACUGUCUCAUUUUUUCUGUUCUCCUCGCUUAUGGUGGUGGGCAAGUUAGCAUCAUCAAGGGCUCGUUCUAUCAAACAAGCUACUCGAACUAUAUUACUCGAGACGUCGUUAGAGCUGGAUGUGUAAUAGGAAACACGGACGGCACGGGUUAUACGCUUUCAGACCGACAAUAUUGGUUUAACCAAACCAUACAACUGGCAAACGAUGGAGCUAAACUUGUUUUAUGGUCCGAAGAAACAUACCAGACAAUGGAUGGUUUGGAUGAGCAACAGUUCUUGAACCAAGCUUCCGCCAUCGCGAGUAACAACAGCAUUUACCUGGCUUUAUCGUACAUCAAUAUUAUUGGUGAUACUUUCGAAAAUCUAAUGACCCUCAUUGCGCCAAAUGGUACGGUUUUGAGGCGAUAUAACAAGGCUCAUCCUGUAGUGGGUGUGGAAGACCAACCAGCAGGGCCUAAUGUGCUGCAAUAUGUCGAUACUCCUGAAUUUGGUCGAAUUGGCUUAGGGAUAUGUUUUGAUUACAACUUUCCAUCGCUGAUAGAUCAGGCAGGUCAAAACCAAGUGGAUUUAAUGCUUCAAGCAAGUUGGACGUGGGGACCUAUCGGCACUUUCCAUGCUAGAGGAAACUCACUGAGAGCAAUUGAAAAUGGGUUUACUAUGCUUAGAUGUGGUAGUCAGGGUAUGUCAGGUGUGUUUACCGCAACUAGCGAUAGUCCAUACCAGCAGCAAUUUGCAACACUGUCCAACCAAACCCUUAUUUUUCAACUCCCUCGUCUACCUUAUACAAGAACCACCUAUACUGUGUUCAGAGGGGCGUUCGGAUGGAUAUGUCUGGCUUUAGGGCUGCUGUCAUUACUGUAUCUCAUAGUUUCAUCUAUAAUGCGCAGAGUAUCACUCAGACGAUCUCACUAACGAUCGUUUGUGUAAUUGUAUGUAAUAUACCAUAUAAAUACUGCUCAACCGGGAU
Molecule: messenger RNA, 1599 nt
Organism: Umbelopsis ramanniana AG
Lineage: Eukaryota; Fungi; Mucoromycota; Umbelopsidomycetes; Umbelopsidales; Umbelopsidaceae
Exons: 3
Coding region: 360-1544 (394 amino acids)
Molecular function (GO): hydrolase activity, acting on carbon-nitrogen (but not peptide) bonds, in linear amides
Source: RefSeq, a predicted model, not a curated record